UCUUCUCACGCGGGAGAUAAACAAAAAGAGCAAGAGUCUAGUUUCAUUAAUAAUUUGGAUUGAUUGUUUGACAUUGCUCGACGAAAUGCAUUAAAUUUGAUUAAAAACGAUAAGGGUAAACAGUUCCUUAUUCUGCAAAGGGAAGUUGGAAGGCCUGGAUCUGCCUUUGCGAGAGUUAAAAAAGGCAAAAUCGAAGAAGAACCAACAACGGAACCAGAGUCUUCCUUGGAAUCUCAAUCAGCUACCAGCGUUUUUACUAUUGAUGGAGGAGGUAAGAAUAUAAUCAAAUAAGAUGGUAACUUCUACUAUAUGUCAAUAUUUUUAUGUCUUGCUUCCAGAUGAGAAACCCUCCACUAGUAGAGCGUUUUCCGAGCGAAGUAAAUCAAAAAUAAUGACUCCUAUACUAGCUGCCACCCUAGACCGUAUUGGACUAAGCGACCGAAAUGCAAUGUAUGUUAUUUCUGCGGUUUUAACAAGUGCUGGACUAAACUUAGACGAUUUUACCGUUAGCAGACAAACAAUCUCAAGGGCCCGUGCAGAAUAUCGCGAAGAGAUUGCUCAAAAUAUCCAAAGCAAUUUUGAUCUAAAUGGACCACUUGUUGUACAUUGGGAUGAAAAGCUGCUUCAAGAUCUCACAGGUACUGACAAAGUAGAAAGAUUGCCAGUUUUGGUAUCUUCUGGAGCAAAUGUUCAGCUGCUUGGAGUCCCAAAAUUGUCUUCUGGAACUGGUGAAAGACAGGCAAACGAAGUUUGCAAAUUGAUGAAUGCAUGGGAACUAAGCGAUCGCAUCUGUGCAAUGGGAUUUGAUACAACAGCAGCAAAUACAGGAAUCGAAAAAAGCGCUUGUACGCUAAUCGAGAAGUGGAUUGGCAGAGAUCUUUUAUGGCUGGCGUGUAGGCAUCAUAUUGCCGAAGUUUUGAUGACAGCAGCUUGGGAAAAACUAUUUCCUUCAAAAGGCCCUUCUUCAAGUAUUUUUAUAAAAUUUAAAUCGGCAUGGCUUACUAUGGAUCAAUCCUUUGAUGAAAAUAUGGUAGACGAAAACAUUAUUGAGAUCCUUGGUGAUGAAACACAAUAUUUGAUUUUUGAAAAACCAACUCAAUAUUCAACAGCAACGACAAGACUAUAAAGAGUUGCUAAAUUUAUCUUUAGCAUUUCUUGGUGUGAAAAGAAUUAAAUUUUCGCCACCAGGAGCACAUAGCAAUGCCAGAUGGAUGGCGAAAGCAAUAUAUUGUCUUAAAAUAUGGCUGUUUAGAGGCCAAUUUGACAUGACCGAUGAUGAAAGGCGAAAAAUUCCAGUAAUGUGUGCUUUUAUUUUACGAGUUUACAUUUGGUCUUGGUUUAAAGCUCCUUUACCCUCAUCAGCAGCACGAAAUGAUCUAAACCUGGCAAAAAAAAAUGAUAACUUUACGAGAUGCUUUCCCUGAUCAAUCAAGAAAUGUGUAUAUG
This is a messenger RNA of Armigeres subalbatus, 1446 nucleotides long. RefSeq lists its product as uncharacterized. NCBI's taxonomy places the organism in Eukaryota, Metazoa, Arthropoda, Insecta, Diptera, Culicidae. Bases 293 to 1126 code for a protein of 277 amino acids. The transcript has 3 exons. The record is from RefSeq and is a predicted model, not a curated record.